AUGCUGAAACUCAAGUUCCGGUGGAAUAAGCCGGACGACGGGCCGCGGGUCAAGCGGCAAAAGUCGCAGCAGCUGACUCUGGACUCUCCCGAGGGCUCGGAGACCAGCUCUCGCCCCGGAGGAGGAUACGACAACGAUCGAGACGUCAACGGCACCUUCAAGCGACCGUGGGACAUCACCAAGAUCCCCGGGUACAACCAGACAUAUGUGAAUGAGGCGUCGCUGGACAAGUUUGCGGCGUAUCUCAAGGAAGAAGAGGUUCCUGUGGAGUCUUCGACGCCGGUUUCGUCUGAGGAAAUGCUGCCUCUAGAACCGGUCCAGAAGGAGUAUAUCACCUCCAAGCACGACUGGACGCCCGUCUUCUCGGUACUCAAGAACAACAACAGCGUCAAUAAGCGCAAAAUGUCCCACACAGCCCUCAAGAGCGACUUCAAACACUAUCUCGACAUGUACGACAAGGAAGAGAAGCGACGGAGAGGCAAGAGCAAAAAAGACAAGGAGGGGUCCGAGGGGGACAAGACCAAGACCAAGGAGCCCAAAGAACUGGUGCGCAAGUCCGUUUUCUCGUCAAUCUUGGGCGUUUUCAGCAUCUUCUCCAAAACCAAGGACGGCCGGAAACUGAAACGAGACGAGAUUGGCGAGGGAAUCGGCUUCUGGCUUAUGCGGUGGCCCGCGCUCUUCUUCAUAGGAAUGUGGCUGCUGUUUCUGACCACAAUCUACGCCUCUGUCCGAGUGCUGGUGGCAGGCUACGAAAACAUUCUCACUUGGAGAGGCAAAAGAGCCAAGCUCAGAAAGGUUCUACGAGGUGCGCGCACCUACGAACAGUGGGUGCAGGCGGCCCAGGACUUGGACGUUGAGCUGGGAAACGCAGAAUGGAGAGAAAACCCAAAGUUCGGCUACUAUGAUCACGUGACCAUUUCCAAGCUCACCAAGAUGGUUCGAAAGCUGCGUCUCCAAGACCAGGCGGAGGACUUAUCCAACAUCCUGCAGGGUUGCAUCAAAAACAACUUUGCAGGCACCGAGUCGUCCACUCUGUAUUCGCAGACGUAUUACGGAACGAAAAAGGUGGUUGAACAGUGGAAUGAGGAGCUCGGAAAGGCCGUCACAUAUGUUCUGGAAAGCCCCAAGAUUGACGACGAGGAGAAACGGGAUCUUUUCCGGCUGUACAGCAAGAAUUUCGGAAAGUCUGCUCUGUGUCUUUCUGGCGGCGGCUGUUUUGCCUACUUGCAUUUUGGUAUUGUUAAGGCCAUGCUCGACCAGGAUUUGCUGCCGCAGAUCAUCUCAGGAACCUCUGGAGGCGCUCUGAUUGCUGCUUUAGCCUGUACACGUACCGAUGAAGAGCUGCGUCAGAUUUUGGUUCCGGAACUGGCCUAUAAGAUCACAGCCUGUUGGGAGCCAUUCCCCAAGUGGGUGUUCCGAUGGUGGCGCACUGGGGCUCGGUUCGAUUCUGUGGACUGGGCCCGACGGUCGUGUUGGUUUACUUUGGGUGAUAUGACGUUCAAGGAGGCGUACCAGCGUACAGGCCGGAUUCUCAACGUGUCCACAGUCCCCGCCGACCCCCAUUCGCCUGUGAUUCUGUGCAACUACAUCACAUCUCCGGACUGUCUGAUUUGGAGCGCUCUUUUGGCCUCUGCUGCUGUCCCCGGUAUUCUGAACCCCGUCAUGCUUAUGAACAAGACCAAGAGCGGCGACAUUGUGCCCUUUUCGUUUGGUUCCAAGUGGAAGGACGGAAGUUUGCGGACCGACAUUCCUGUGGAUGCACUCAACACAUAUUUCAAUGUCAACUGUUCCAUUGUCUCGCAGGUGAAUCCUCACAUUGCGCUCUUCUUCUACGCGCCCCGAGGCACUGUGGGUCGUCCUGUGAGCCAUAGAAAGGGCAAGGGAUGGAGAGGAGGCUUCCUGGGGGCUGCCCUGGAGAGUAUGAUCAAGUUGGAGAUUAGAAAGUGGCUCAAAUUCAUCAAGGCUGUGGAGCUAUUGCCUCGGUUUGUGGACCAGGACUGGACCAAUGUGUGGUUGCAGCGGUUUUCGGGGUCUGUCACUCUAUGGCCAAAAAUCCACCUGGCAGACUUUUGGCAUAUUUUGGGCGACCCGUGGCCUGAGAAAAUGGAGGACUUGUUGUAUCGAGGUCAACAAUGUGCCUUCCCGAAGCUUCUGUUUCUCAAGCACCGGAUGAACAUUGAGAAGCGGAUCCGAAACGGCCGACAGGCCACCAGGCACCGAAAGCGCAAGCUCGAAGAGACAGAUGUGUGUGAUCUGGUGCGGAAGACAUUUUCCGAGUCUGAUCCAGACUCGGACGUCAAGCACUCCUUUGUCUUCCCGGCGCUGAUGGCUCCUCGUUCUGCAGGCACCGACAUUUCGUCGUCCAAUUCGGACUACGACCACGAACCUCAAUGGGAGAUGGACGAGGGCGAUUCUUUCCUCACCGCGGACGAGGAGUAUCCUACCACCAUUUUAUAG
This is a messenger RNA of Yarrowia lipolytica CLIB122, 2457 nucleotides long. RefSeq lists its product as uncharacterized. The record is from RefSeq and is a predicted model, not a curated record. NCBI's taxonomy places the organism in Eukaryota, Fungi, Ascomycota, Dipodascomycetes, Dipodascales. Gene Ontology annotation, biological process: lipid metabolic process. Gene Ontology annotation, molecular function: triacylglycerol lipase activity.